This is a messenger RNA of Sinocyclocheilus grahami, 1695 nucleotides long. RefSeq lists its product as uncharacterized. Bases 94 to 1695 code for a protein of 533 amino acids. The record is from RefSeq and is a predicted model, not a curated record. Lineage: Eukaryota; Metazoa; Chordata; Actinopteri; Cypriniformes; Cyprinidae. The transcript is spliced from 2 exons.
GCUUCAGUAUAAAUAGCCCAGUGCUGCUUCUAGUCUGUCUGGUUUUGUACCUGUAUGAUCGUGUUUUCUGGUUAAGCUGUCUGCUGUCUAAGCAUGGCUACUGGGAAGACUUUCCUCACUAUCCUUUAUCUGGUUGUAUACAGCUGUUUCGGCACAGCUGGACUUAAAGUCUCACAAGUCAGUCGAGUAGAGAAGGGCAUGACAUUGUCUAAAGAAUUUCUCCAACGUGUCAAUGAUUUGGCUGAAUUUGUUUUUAAAAAAAAGGAAGACACAGCUCGUGACUCACUCCUCAAAGUCCUCAAAGUCUUUAGUUCUCUUGGCAAAGUUGCAGCAAGUUUUGGCUUUAUUGGGGCAUUAAUUAGCUUCAUCUUUGCAUUCAUUCCACAAUCGAACCCAAUGUUUGAAUUCAUGAAGGAACAAUUUGCCGAGAUCAACCGUAAACUCGACUCUCUCUCCAUUCAAAUUUCAACCCUGCAAACAGAAAUGAAAUGGACGAACUAUGCUAGCAGCUAUGGCAAAGAUGAGAAUGUGAUCAAGAACUCCUGGGCCAAGCUGACAGAAUUCAUAAAGACCGCUCCUGUUGCCUCCACACAGGAACAGAAGACCAGGCUGGCCGAGAGGUUCACCACUUUCUAUGAAAACACUGGCACAGAGAACAGUGUUGCUAACUUCUACAGAUACAUCACUGAGAACAAUCCUGUCAGCUUGAAUAAGAAUCUCUUACAGCUCAUCAUUGAGAAAUCCAAUGGUGAUUUUAAUGUCCUGGUCCAAUACACCACCUACUUCACCACUCUGAUGGUUUCAGGACUAAAGUUAAAUGUGUUUUAUUACAAACUAAAGGGCUAUGAUGCUGCAGCAAAGGCAGAAGAAGCAGUCAUACAACUGUCCAACACUUUAUCAGCCAUACAGGAUGCCUUGAUUGAGUGUGCUGAUGGCUUUGAGACAUGGGCUCAUAAGGACGCUUUGAAACUUAGCAAUCAACGAUUCUCAAGUACUAAAAAUCUAGCUACAGAUAUUAAGAAACAUUUAGAGAGGAAGUUCCACUGGUUCAAAUGGAUAGUAAUUGCCCACUCAAACAAAGAUGAGUUUACCUUUGGACAGUCAAUUAACUUUGAAGCUCAAGAAAAGACAUCGGUUCACCUAAUUCAUCAAGAUAAGGGCUCUGCUGUUGAUCAAAACACAAAGGCCAACAUUCAAUCCAGUUUGCAAAAAGAAAUGGCAGGUUUGAGAUUUACCAUGCGGUGUUCAACAAUAAAGGAAGAGCUGCUCCACAGGUUUGGUGCUAAUGUUAUCAGCCACAUAAAGUUUCUUCAUGUUGUUGUUAAAAAAACAUCAGAUUAUGCACAGACAGAUGUGGCGGAUAUUGAGCUGAGGUGUGAACCAGCAGUUCUUGUCCCCGACAGAGACUUUAGUAUCUUCCUCAAAGCAAAUAUUGUGAAGCCUCCCUGCUCAGACGUGAAUUGUAAACAUGGAGAAUGUAAACCCAUCAAGGGCACCACACAAGGAUUCUGCAAGUGCCAUAAGAUGUUUCAUGGUCCAGCUUGUGAGGAAAGCAUCCAAAAUAUGAUUCACUAUGAAGCUCUUGAAGGUGAAAUCGAUGGUAUGAUCUAUCAACCGGUCCCCGAUAUGACAGCAAUUUAUUUUAGUGUCAAGGAUCUAAAACACCUAAAGAAAUCUAAAGAUCUAAAGAAAUAG